AUGGCUAAUGGUUCCUCUUCGCAUGCCGCUGCCGCGAACAAGACCUCAGCCGUCUCGGAUCGCAGGACCUGGGCCGCCCCCUGGCUUUGCCGCUGGUGUACGCACCCGCGCACAGGAGCCAAGUGGUGGAAUCGUGGAGAUUGCCAGCAAUGUACCAGCUGUCGCGUCGCUAAGGGGGCCAGCUUCGGAGGCCCCAAGCCCACCGACGGCCCGCCAAGUCAGAGGCCAGCCACGACCAGUGUGCGGCGCAAAGGGGACAGUGCGCGGCCUUGGUCGGAUGUGGCGGCCAAGGACCGCGAGAUCGCACAGCUCAAGGCGCAGCUCAAGGCGGCCAACGCCCCUGCUGUGGACGAGGACGCCAACGAUGCCGACGACCCUCAGGGACGGCUCGCGGAGAUUGCCUCGCUCCUCCGUGCCUUGGGCUCAAGCACCGACCCAGCCAUCAUGGGCGCGCGGGAGGCCCUGUCCAAGGAGCGGGAGGCCAUCAAGCUGCGCAUCGUCGAAGCGAAGCCCUACGCGGGCCAGCUCCACCACUACACCACCCGCAUCGAUGCGCUCGGGCAGGCGAAGGACAAGCGCCAGGCAGCGCUGCAGGACCUGCAGGAGCAGCGCCAGCGCCUGGACGACAGGAUUGCCGAGACGGAAGGCCAGAUCGCUGAGAUCAUGGCCGAGGUGCAAGAGCUGGAGGCGCUGCGCUGGAAAGUCUCGGCCAAGGCACCAACUGCUGCCCCUGGCGAGUGCUCCCUGCGCACGCUCGUGCCCGCGGUCGACAUUUCGGUCGAGAAGAUGGGCGAGAUGCUCCAGGGCCUGGGCGCUGACGACCAGCUGGCGCAGUCGGUGGCCACGGUCUUCAGCCAGCUGCGGGCGCUGGCGGACAAGGCAGCUGCAGCAGGGUCGGACGCUUCGCCAGCACCAGGGCAACCUGCAGGAGGCAGCUCCAGUGCAGCGGCGCCCAGCGGACCUGCAAGUAUGCCGACGGCGGGCCAGCAGCAAGCGGCACAAGCCAGGCCAGUUCCCAUGGACACCGACGACCUGGAUGAGUUGCGGGAGUUUCUGCGCAACGCCACGGGCGAGGACCCUCCGCAGGAGGAGGCGCAGGUCAGGGAGGCCAUCAAGCGGAUGGCCACCGCGAUGGAGACACUUCAGGCCAAACGGCAGCGCACGGGUUCGCAGGCUGGGGGAGACACCGCCCCGAGCCCUGGGGUGGUGGCCAACCUACCACGGCACGCGAACGUUGCGGGGCCGCGGCUUGGAGAGGAGGCCUACAGCCAGGGCCCUAAUUUGGUGUCUACCGUCGCCUUAGUGCUGUGGUUCGAGGCCCUGCGCUGCCGAUUGGUGGACCAAGCGGCUUUCGUCCUCUCCUACCUGGUAAAGUUCGUGUUAGUCUUCUGGUUUGUGAAGUUCUGGACGGCCACCAACUUCAAUUACGAUAUCCAGCUGAAGAUAGGGUACCACAGCGGGCGGCUAGGGCAAGUGCUGUCGACGGGCUCCCUUGGCUCCAACGUGAACCAGGUCCUCACCUCCAACCUUACGUCCCAUGGAGCUAUGGUUGGAGUCUUGAGUGCGCCCUGCAGCUACAAGUCUAUUCUCUGCCUGCAGGAGCAUCACGGCGACGAGCAGCGCCUCCCUGAGCUCCAGAACACAGCGCGCCAGCACGGGUUUCAUGGUGUAUGGACUGUGGCCGCACCCACGGGCCGAGGCACAGUGGUGGUCUCCAUCUACUUGGUCGACUCGGUGGGGCUCAAUCAAGAGAAUAUGGAUCUGCUUACCACGCUGGCUCAAUACCUGGAGGCGCUCAAUGGUUUGGGACAGCCAUGGAUUGUGGCAGGCGACUGGAACAUGGACCCAGCGAGCACACUGGACUGGAUGCACUCGGUACACGGAGUUCAGCAGGCCCCAGCCCAACCCACAUGCAAUGCCACGCAACCUGGCACUACCAGGGAUUAUUUCUGCGUCUCUGCUGCCCUGGUCGAUUGGAUUCGCGGAUGCGAAGUCGGAGUGGCAGCGACUUUCCCGCAUCAGCCUGUGCAGUUGGGGUUUCAGUACUGCGCACAUGAGCAGUGGGCACGCGUCCCUGUUACACCACGUCCACUCCCGACGGUGCCGAAAGUGGGCUGUGCCAGGUUCCCACCCACACGGCAAUGGGCACGGGUGCAGCAGCUCAUUGAUCAAGCUUCAGACGGUGUGACUUUGGCUGCGGCGUGGGAUGGGGUUAUUACCACUAUGGAACACGAGAUCCUCAACCGCAAUGACAUAAUGGACAUGACGCAGCGGGGACUUCAUCACGGCCGAGCUGGUCCCGACCAAUGGGUAUGGAAGCGGGUACAGGCCCUCGUACCACCGAGGCCCAAGCGGUUGAGCGCCUACCAGCAGUAUGGCAAAUGGUGUCGGCAUCUGCGCUCCACGCACACACGCAUGCUUACGGCCCUCCAGCGCAUAAUGGAGGAGGCAGAUGCGAACCGUUUCCCCGCAAGGCUUUUGCCAGACAUUUACGGCCAGCACGGGCAGUACGUCAACAGCCUAGGUAGCCCAGUCCAGGGUCAGUUCAAGGAGCAGCGGUUGUUGGCACAACUCAGUCGGGAUCUUCAGGGAUUCUUCGCGCGGGUAGUACGUACUGGCUGGGUUGGGCCGCUGCUUGAUUACGAAGAUCGACUCCAGCUCCACAGUUACCACGACACGUUUUAUGAGCCUGACUUCCUAGACAGGAUCGACCGAGCGCUUGACAAGGUGAGUCGCGUGACGGAGGCCAUACGCAAGUAUGCUGGCAUUGAAUGGGCGCAGUGGGCCAAGCAAGCGUUUCAGAAUGGGGCUGGCAAAGCGCACAGAUACACUAGAGUGCGUGAACUACAAGAGACGUUGCAGUAUGCCGAGAAGGACCGUGGCCAACCGCACCACAUGGCUGAUGAAUGCUUGGAGUUUUGGAAGGGUGUCUGGACCAUUCAUGAGGAUCGAGCUGUCGCCACGCCGGCAGUUCAAGCAGAUUGGGAGGAGCUACCCGAGAUCACAAUCGACGACAUUCGUAACACCCUCAGACGAUUCAAAGCCACCACGGCGCUUGGGCAGGUAUCGAUUCAACCGCGCGCAUUGACCCAAGUAUCGGACAUGGGAUUGGGCGUCCUUGCAUCUCUCUAUCAGCAAUGCGAGAAGUUGGCGUGUUGGCCGACGCAGAGGGUCACCACGGUGCUAGUGAGGCUUCCCAAGCCCACGGGGGGCCACCGCCUCAUUGCGCUCAUCAAUACUGUGGUCCGCAUUUGGAGCCGAUUACGACGACGGAUCUCUAAGCAGUGGGAGCUCGCCAACCCUUCUACCGCCUUUUGGGGCACGAGGCCUGGUGCGACUUCUACCGAUGCUGCGUUUCAACACAACAUAGCUGCGGAAACGGCGAAGCUCAAUGGCAUGCAUACGGUCAGUGCACUGAUUGACAUGUACAAGUGUUUCGAGACGAUACGAUUUACUGCGCUGCUUGACAGGGCUAGUAAGAUGCAAUUUCCGAUGAGAUUACUUUGGAUGCUGAUUCACACAUAUCAGGCACCACGGCAGGUGCGAGCUUACGGGUCAUUGUCCACCAAAUUCACCUCCGCGCAGGGCAUAUUGGCGGGAUGCUCUCACGCCUGCGCCAUGGUCCACCUGCUCCUCUGCCAGUCCUUGGAG
This is a messenger RNA of Prorocentrum cordatum, 3651 nucleotides long. The record is from the annotation of a GenBank genome assembly. Lineage: Eukaryota; Dinophyceae; Prorocentrales; Prorocentraceae.